Molecule: messenger RNA, 1079 nt
Organism: Cucumis sativus (cucumber)
Lineage: Eukaryota; Viridiplantae; Streptophyta; Magnoliopsida; Cucurbitales; Cucurbitaceae
Product: 22.0 kDa class IV heat shock protein
Exons: 1
Coding region: 326-907 (193 amino acids)
Biological process (GO): protein complex oligomerization; response to salt stress; response to heat
Source: RefSeq, a predicted model, not a curated record
UAGUAGGGGUGACCCUUACCAUCCACCAUACACCAUCCAAUAUCCUGAUCAAUCUCGAACAUUCCAAUCAAAAUAAUAACUCCAAAUUACAAGAACAAUCUACAAACUUCCAAUCAAAAUAAUAACUCCAGAUUACAAGAACAAUCUACAAACUUCCAAUCAAAAUAAUAACUCCAAAUACCCAUUCAUUUUUCCAAUCCAACAAACCCUUCUCUAUAUAAUCCCAUCAAACCAACACCCUUACCCUACAACUACAACAGUCUUGAAACAUCAACUUAGCCUACAACAAAUCAACCUUCAUUUUUCUAUAUAUCCGAACUCUCAAAUGGGCAAUCUAAUUCCAGCCAUCCUCUGCCUCCUCACGGUGGCGUUCUUGGCAGCGCAGCGAACUGAGAGCUUCAUGCCGUACACUGGAGCGCCGUGGGGCACGGUGGUGCCGUCCGACGACCCAUUUAGAAUCCUUGAACAAAUGCCUCUAACAGUCCCAAGGGGAAUGGAAACAAUGGCAUUGGCACAAGUGGAUUGGAAAGAGACACCAUUUGAGCACAAGAUCUUGAUAGACAUUCCAGGGAUGAAGAAGGAAGAUGUGAAAGUGGAGGUGGAGGAGAACAGAGUAUUAAGGAUCAGCGGCGAACGGAAGGCGGAGACGGAGGUGGCGAUGGCGACCGAGGAAGGAGAGAAGUGGCACAGAGCAGAGAGGGUAAAUGGGAAAUUUUGGAGGCAAUUUAGAAUGCCUGGAAAUGUAAAUUUGGAUGGAAUUAAGGCAAGUCUUGAAGAUGGGGUACUCAUAAUUAGAGUGCCUAAAUUAGUGGAAGAGAGGAGGAGGCAGCCUAAGAUUAUAAGUGUGGUGGGGGAAAGGCCUUCUGUUGGAGAAACUGAUAUCAAAGUCUCUAAAGAUGAGAUGUGAUGAUGUAAGAGAGAUCAUACCAAAAUGGUUGAAAUUAUGUAUGGUAUGUUGCAAAAGGGUGCUUUAUUGAAUCUGAUGUAUAAAAUGUACUGAGUUUUGUGUUGUGAUGAUGUGAGAUUUGUAAUUAAUCAAGUAUUUUGGAGUGAAACUGUGUUUUUGUUGUUCAGUUGAA